AUGACCGCGGAAGAUGACCCGGAGGCAUACCUGGACAUCUUCGAGGGCACAGCGGAGGCGUGUGGGUGGCCGGAGGAGGAGAGAGCGCUUCGGCUUCUUCCCCUGCUCACUGGCGUGGCGCAACUGGCCGCGCACAGCCUGCCGGCGGCGGCGCGCCACGACUACACACAGCUGAGGAGAGUCAUCCUGGACCGGCUGGGCACUCAUGGACGCAGCGAGGCGCUGGCUCCAGCCGGGGACCCACCUGGAGCAGUUCAUCGCUGGGUUACCAUCGUCCACAGCCAAUUGGGUCCAGUGCCACCGCCCGGCCAACAUCGAGGCAGCGAUCGUCCUCGCGGAGGACCAUCUCUCUCUUCCCCGGCGGAGCAUGAGGGAGGAGACCAGGCCAGCGACGAUCCCUGCCAGCCGUCCCACUCCAGCCCCGAGGAGGAGGUUCCCAGCGGCAUCGGCUCCUACACCACACCCAAGCACACACACACACACACACACAGCCGGAGCAUGCAUCGCUCCGGUCGUCUAAUUACCCUCUGCCGUCUUUCCCUCAGGGCCCAGCCUACGUGUCUGAUCACCUGGCACCCCGGGGGGCUCCUCAGACGCCAGGGCAGGUGUGCUGGCGGUGUGGGCAGCCCGGCCACAUCAGAGCGGAGUGCCCGCUCAUGGAAGUGGGGCAAGUGGUUCGGGUUGCCGGGCCGCCGGCCCCCUCCCCCGGUUCGGAAGGGACGUACCGUAUACCGACCGACGCCUCGAACAGCGGGCUGGGGGCCGUUUUGUCCCAGGAGGUGGAGGGGGUCGACCGCCCCGUACUGUACAUUAGCCGGAAGCUAGCUCAGCGGGAGGUGAGCUACAGUACGGUGGAGAAAGAGUGCCUCGCCAUACGGUGGGCGGUCGGUGCCCUCCGCUACUAUCUCCUGGGGCGCCCAUUCACCCUCUGGUCGGACCAUGCCCCGCUCCAAUGGCUCCACCGCAUGAAAGAUGCCAACGC
Molecule: messenger RNA, 982 nt
Organism: Solea senegalensis (Senegalese sole)
Lineage: Eukaryota; Metazoa; Chordata; Actinopteri; Pleuronectiformes; Soleidae
Exons: 3
Coding region: 1-825 (274 amino acids)
Source: RefSeq, a predicted model, not a curated record